This is a messenger RNA of Lethenteron reissneri (Far Eastern brook lamprey), 2493 nucleotides long. It is a transcript of the gene UFL1, whose product is annotated as UFM1 specific ligase 1. The record is from RefSeq and is a predicted model, not a curated record. Gene Ontology annotation, cellular component: endoplasmic reticulum membrane. Gene Ontology annotation, molecular function: UFM1 ligase activity. Lineage: Eukaryota; Metazoa; Chordata; Hyperoartia; Petromyzontiformes; Petromyzontidae. Gene Ontology annotation, biological process: protein K69-linked ufmylation; response to endoplasmic reticulum stress; regulation of proteasomal ubiquitin-dependent protein catabolic process.
AAUCCGAAAGUCCACGUCCAUCGCUCAGCCGACCGCUUCACGCGCGAUGGAGUCCGACUGGGAAGACAUUCGCAGGCUCGCAGCGGACCUGCAGCGAGUUCAGCUGACGGACACCGCUCAAAGGCUGUCGGAGCGAUGCGUUGUGGAGCUGGUGGGUCGGCUGCUGAAGGAGAGGCGGUUGAUGCUGAUUCAUUCCCGCGAUGGCAAAGACAUCCUGACCCUGGAUCAGCUGGAGAGGGAGAUCAUUGAUGAGGUCCAUGCUCACGGAGGCCGUGCGAACCUGCCUGACCUUCAGCAGCUGCUCAACGUCGACGUGUGCCACAUCGAGGCCAAGGCCGUGGACAUGUGUCGCUCGGACAAGGAGUUGACGCUCAUCCUGGGACAGAUCUUACACAGCUCGUACCUGGACCGGAUCGGCGAGGACGUCAACGAUCGUCUGCAAGAGGCCGGGUUUGUCAACGUCUCCGAACUCUGCAAAGUUUACGAUCUCCCGACGGACUUCCUGACCGAGGUGCUGCGCGAGCGCCUGGGCUCGCUGGUGUCGGGGCGAGGGGACGCGCUUGACCUGGGCGUCGUCUACACGGACGCCUUCGUGUCCCGGCACCGCGCACGUAUCCGGGGCCUCUUCACCGCCAUCACGAGGCCCACGAGUGUCCACAAUUUGAUCAACCAGUUCGGGUUUCAGGAGCGAUUGUUUUACACCGUGCUGGAGGAGUUGGUGAAGGCCGGGCGGCUGAAGGGCUCCCUGGUGGGUGGCCGUCGCGAGCACUCGGUGUUCGUCCCCCAGCUCUACGCUCGCACCCAGAACCAGUGGGUGGACAACUUCCUGAGCCUCAACGGAUUCCUGGAGCUGGAGGCCCUGUCCAGGCUGGGCAUCCCAGACCCGGACGGCUGGGUGCGCCGCCGCUACGAAGGCGCGGGCCUGGUGCGCCUCGCGACGGCCUACGUGCGGCCCUCGCUCAUCGACGCUGUCCACGCCGCGCUAGACGAGGCCUUGGCCACGGGCACGUGGGUCGACGUGCAGCCGCUGCUGCCCUCGUCGCUGAGCCCGGCGGACGUUGAGGGGGUGUUGCGGUCGUGGGCGGGGGGCGGCCGGGCGGCCCCCGCCCACGUGGUGCUGUGCGGCCGCCUCGUCGCUUCCGCCGACUUCCUCAACUCCUGCCUGGAGCUCUUCCAGGAGAGCGUCCGUGCACACGCGUCACAGGAGGCGCUGCGAGCCCCCGCCCUGGUGAUCUCAGAGCAGCAGCUGCUGUCGCUCUCCUCCUGCGCCGCGUCCACGGCGCCAGCCGAGCAGGGAGACGAACGGCGGCGGAGAGUGCACGACACGAAGGCGUCGCGCGGCAACGCUCGGGAGGUGAAGACGAAGAAGCAGCAGAAGCGUCCCCGCGGGAAGGGAGACCCCAACGACGACGACGACCACCACCAGCACCACCAGGCCUCGGGCGGCCGUGGGCACGCGCCCGCACCCUCGUACCCUCCACUGGCCGAGGUGAAGGACGUCCUGGCCAAGAAGUUCCCGGAGUUCGACAGAGACGCCAUUGACGAACUGGCGGAGGAGUUGUCCCGGCCGCUCUCCCAAGCCUACACCGCCGCGCUGCAGUCGGCGCUGCUGGUGGCGACGCAGGGUGAGCCGGGCGGCACGGGGAGCCAGCGGAGGCAGGGACGCAGGGACCUGCAGGAGGAGCUGUCGGCCUCCGUCGCCAACAUCCGCUUAUUCCUGCGGGGAGCCCUUCUGUUUCCUGAUGACGUGCAGCCGAACCUGAGCCGCCACCUGCUCAAGACGCUGUGCGCAGACGUGGGGAACUCGGUGUUCGCGUCCCUCGCUUCGGACGCCGCCUCCGCGUCGUCGCCGGAGGCUGCCGGGCCCAUCACUGCCGAGGGGCGGCUCAAAAUCCUCGGGAAGGUGCCGGAGGACUUGCGCCGUCCACUCGUCAAGCUGCACGCCAUGAUGGGAGGCAAGAGCGUGGAGGAGUUCCUAUCGUCUCUGGAGGAGGCCGCUGAGGCUUGUGACCUCAUGAUCAAGAAGGUGGACAGGAAACGGGAGAGGCAGCUGCUGUUCCAGCACAGGCAGGCGCUGCUGGGGCAGCUGGGUACGUGCGAGGACCCGGCCCUGGUGCUGCACCUCACCGCCACGCUACUCUUCCAGCAGGCGAGGCAGGCUGCGCUGCACGCGCCGGGCCGCUCCGUGCCCAGCAUCGUCGCCCACCUCCACGGAGUCAUUCUCCCGGACCACCACGCUCUGCUACUACGCUUCCAGUCGCUCGUCGUGAAGCUUCUCAUUGGCCAGGGCAAGGGGGCGGAGUCGGCUACUGCUGCGGCGUCGUCAUCGGCGGCGCUGUCCAAUCAGGAUGCGGCUCUCGGGCACGCCCCCGAGGGGGACCAAUCGGAGAAGGCGACAGCCGAGGAGCUGCGCUCCCUGAUUCCCUCGCUCAAGGAGUUGGUGACAAAGCCCAGGAAGACGUCCGGUUCGGAGGCCUAGGGCCGGCCCGGGGG